UGUUGGCCCUGCGAUUGACUGGCGACCAAUCCAGGAUGAACCCCGCCUCUCGCCCGUAGUCAGCUGGGAUAGGCUCCAGCUCCCCCGCGACCCUGACGGAUAAGCGGUAUAGAAAAUGGGUGGAUUAUCAAGGGAAAACUUAUCUCAGGAUAAUGAGACAAAUAACUCCUUUUCCCAAGAAAGCAACAGGUUGUUUGCAGAUUUUGUGCGAACACAAUCGAAGUGCAGGUUUCGUCGUUUCACUCUGUGCUUCGGCUCGGCCUGCCUGUCUGUAGCUCUGACCUUCAUGUCUUUAUGCCAGACAGACAGGCAACAAGUUUGGUCAGUAGAUUUAUAUAGUACUAAGUAGUAUAGGUAGUGGCAAAAUAAGGAAAUAAAGGCAGAGGGGUAGGGUCUUUGCACAUGCCAGGGAUGAUUCCUUUCAGAAAAACACUUCCUGUUUUUCCACUAUAGCAAUCUUGACAUCACUAUCUGUCCACUUUCUCACCUGGUUCUUCCUGCUCUCUCUGUCCUCGUUCUCUCCUCCCUCCUCUCUGCCUCUUUGCACUGACUGUCACCUCUCUUCCUCUUUGUGCUAUCAGACAAAAGUUUGGCAAUGCAGUCAAGUAUGAUCAAAACUGACAUUUCUUUAGGAUCAUGUUUGAGAUCAACAAACGUCGUUGACAAAUGGCGUGUGGAAGACACAGGGAGCACCACACCACUUCUAGAGGCACAUAAAAAAGAGAAAUGACUUUGUGAUUCUGUAUGUUGUUGUUGUUUUAUAGAUACUUGCUGCAUAUUACACCUUUAAGUUAUGUAUUAAAUGAGGAAGGCUGAUUUGAAUGAAGGUCUCACACAAAAAUUACCUUUGUUAUUACAUAAUAAUGAGAAAUAUCAGAAAGGGACUUUGUUAUCCCGAGAUAAUAAGAUAACCCACAGUUGCUCUCAUCUUCUGUAGUUUUGGUCUCCACCUACUGAUAAAAAAUACCUGUGACUUGUUAAUAUCUUUUUCCAGCUAGAGUUGCAGCAGGUAACUUUAUGUUUGUAUCUCUGGCUGCCAGCGGCGGUUGGCAAUAGUGGAUCUGGAGAGUUUAUGUGUUCUUUCACUCUACAUGUAGCCAUGUGAUUCAACUGUACUAUGAAUGUAUUUAUUAAUGCAUUUUUAACUAUUCAUCAGCAUUUGAAAUCAUUUCACACACGUAGUUACUGUCUUCAGUCCUGUGACAAUUGUACAAGAAUGUAACGCUUUGCAAAACUUUAUUUGUGUUUGAUGAAUUAAAAUCUCAAUUUUAUAAGUUAUAAUAUGUGUGAAGGCUGAACUACUGAGCGGGCAAAAGGGGCAACUGGUCCGGAGCACCAGGGUCUCCGAGUUCCCAAAGGCCCCUGUUUGUUUAUCUUGAGGUGUCACAUUAUUACGCUGAUGAAAACGUAGUUAGUUUGCAGUAGAAGUGAAAGGAAUAAAUUUUGUUUCUGUGUGGCAUCUGGCACACCUACCCAGAGGCGGACAUGAAAUGCAAGUUGAAAUUGUCUGUUGUUCUUCCUUGAAAUUUCCCUGUAAAAGGCUUUUUUAUUUUCAACCAGGCUAGCAGGAUGUCAGUGUUGGUCUGUCGGUUCACGGCUUUGGUCCAGAUUGAAAUAUCUCAAAAAGGAUUGACAUGAAAUUCGUUACACAUUUGUAUGUCCCACACAGAAGAAAGGCCAUAACUUUGGUGAUCCCUCUAGCGCCAUCUUCAGGACAAAAUUUUAAUUUAUUUGACACUUUUAUUUUUAACCAAAUAUUUGAAAAAAUAAUGACAUUUCCAUUAGCCUCAACGAUACUUUGUGUUUAGCAUUAAUUGCUUAUGCUAACACACUAAACUAAGAUGGUCACACCAGCGUGAACAUUAUCACUGUCACCAUGUUAGCAUGCUGUCAUUAACAUUUAGCUCAAAGAACAGCUGUGCCUCAUAGAGCUGCUAUCAUGGCUGUAGACUCUUCGGCCUGUUGCAAUAUGCAACACUAUAUAAUAAUUCAUACUGUUUACUAACUUUGUGAAGUUUAAUCUACUUAUCUUUAUAGUUUACUGUUUUUGUAGUUAGCACACAAGAAAUGAACACACUUUAUUGUUUAAAGAUAUUGCUGUGUAGCAUUAGCCACUAUUUAACAAUUUAACUAUUUCACUGAAUACAGUUCAUGUUCUCAAAUUAAUUUAUGUUUAAUCUAAUUGUAUCUAAACUCAGCUGGGGCCCACAGCUCAUUUUGAGGCCCUUUGGUCCCCCUGGUGGGUUAAUCCGGCCCUGUUUGUUGCUGACUCUCAAGUGAACAACAUUCGAGAAGAGAAGAGAAACAUGCACAAAUAAAACAUAAUCAUUCACACAGUUUUGAUUCUUUUUAUCAAGCACUAGUCUUCUGUCAUGUGCUCCACUUCCUGUCCUAAAUCUGACUAGCCGUGGCCCCCUUUAAGCCUAAAUUAGCCUUGCACCAGGGACACACACACACACACUUUUCCUGCCCUCAAAUUAUCUCUGUCUCAUUAACCUUAAACAUGUUGACGUAAAACCAUCACCGCACACAUCGACGCAAGGCCGGGUUAUUUGUUUGGCACCUUUCAACAAGAAAAACAAUUAAAAGUUCAGAGACAUAAUAAUGGUCAUUAAAAAAACGCAGUAAGGUAAUAUAAAAAGACACCGAGGGGAAAGUGUCAAAGCUCAAACAGAAGAUAAAUCAAUUUGAACACGAACAAAAUAAAGAAGGGGGUAAAAAUUAAGCUGCUUUAUUCUAAUCAUGACGGAUCACUAUGCAGCGUCUGUCCACACUGAGCGGCUGUGCUGAGUGUCUCAUGGGCCCGCGCGGUCCCGGACUCUGCCUCCCGCUGUCCCGCGCCCUGAGUGCACCUCUCGCACGCGACAGAGCCCAUCAUUGUGUCAAACGACCUCUCGUGGCUUGUCCGCACGCACGCGCGCAAACAUGCGAACUGGGAUUACAACAACUGGAUUGGCGCGCGCACUUGUAGCUCGUGUGUAUGUAAUGUCAUAUGUGACAGUUUAUAUGCGUGUACGUGUGUGUGUGUGGGUGUGUGUGUCUUAGUGUGCGCGCGCCGGAGCUGGCGCGAGCUGGUCCAGCGCCGCGGCGGCGACAGCGGUCACACGUUAAACAUCAACGACCCGCGCGUGUUAUUCUGCGGAUUGAGGGCUCGUGAGAUUUCAGCGGUGCGGAUUUGACCCAGUGUAUAGGAGGGCGCUCGAGAUCCACCGUUUUCACGCACGGCACGCACGUAGACCCGGUAAAAUCGUCACGGAGAGAAUCUGUGGAGAGAGUGUUCCUGCGCGGCCAGAGAGCAUCCCGACAGAGAUCGAGGUCCGGUGGGUCGGUUGGCGGUCGGUGAGAGUCGGUAGCAGCGCCUGGAGGGGAGGCAGGGAGGGACUUGUGCUGGACGCCUGGCCGAAGCUGAGCAUCCCACUCCCGGCAGCAUCCAUCCCUCCGCGCCUCAGCUCCAGCGGGAGGCCCGGAGCGGCAGCAGCAGGAUGUAGCAGCGGAUUAACGGAGGAGAGAGGGGCGCUCAGAGGAAGAGAGCGGGACCGAGCGGACCGAGGCGGGACGGAGGGGACAUGGGGAAGGACCAGGAGCUGCUCCAGGCCGUGAAGACCGAGGACUUGCUGACAGCUCAGCGGCUUCUACAGAGACCUCGGCCAGGGAAAGCCAAGCUCCUUGGCGCAGCGAAGCGGGUGAACGUUAACAUCCAGGAUGCAGAUGGGUUGUCACCGCUGCACCAUGCUGCUCUGAGUGGGAACAAGGAGCUGAUCUCUCUGCUGCUGGAGGCCCAGGCAGCAGUGGACAUUAAAGAUCACAAAGGGAUGCGUCCUCUGCAUUACGCUGCAUGGCAGGGGAAGACUGAGCCAAUGAAAAUGCUGCUGAAGGCAGGCUCAUCAGUCAACGGACAGUCAGAUGAAGGACAGAUCCCUCUCCACCUAUCAUCUCAGCAUGGACACUAUGAUGGGUCGGAGAUGUUGCUACAACACCAGUCCAACCCGUGUAUCUCAGACUCAGCUGGGAAAACACCGCUGGACCUCGCCUGUGAAUUCGGACGUGUCAGCGUGGUCCAGCUCCUGCUCAGCAGUAACAUGUGUGCUGCCAUGUUGGAACCGAAACCCUCAGACCCCAACGGAGUGUCACCUCUGCAUCUCGCUGCCAAGAACGGACACAUCGAUGUGAUACGGUUGCUGAUUCAGGCUGGUAUAGAUAUCAACAGACAGUCCGAGUCUGGCACAGCACUACAUCAGGCGGCCCUCUGUGGGAAGACAGAGGUAGUGCGCCUGCUGCUGGACAGUGGCAUCAGUGCAGGUGUGAGAAACACUCUGAGUCAAACUGCCCUGGACAUCGUUAACCAAUUCACCACCACGCAGGCCAGCAGAGAGAUCAAACAGCUGCUGAGAGAUGCUUCAGCUGCCAUGCAGGUGCGUGCACUGAAGGAUUACUGCAACAACUACGACCUUACCAGCCUCAACAUCAAAGCUGGAGACAUUAUCACGGUUUUGGAGCAGCACUCUGAUGGCCGAUGGAAAGGCUGUAUUCACGAUAACCGCACAGGGAAUGACCGUGUGGGCUACUUCCCCUCCAACAUGGUGGAAGUCAUCAAGAGGGCAGGUUCGCGGACCGCAGAGCCGAGUCCUCAAGGGUCCCCAACUCUGGGACAGCAGAGCAGCACCAGUGAGGAUAUCUGGGUGCUACGCAAACCGCUGGCAGGUGGCGAACGCAGUGGCAGCGUGGGCAGCAUCGGAAGUGUUCGGUCAUCAAGCAGCUUGCAGAGCUCUGGUAACACACAUGUUCUGACCACCCCUGCACCCAGUCCACACCCGGCAAGCACACCAGGAGUCAACACACACGGCCUUAACGCUCCCGGCCUGCACGCACAAGCCGAAGGGGUCAAGCUCCUGGCCACCGUGCUGUCGCAGUCGGUAAAAGCCAAGGAGCAUCUCUUGGAGCAGUCGCAGUCUGUUGAGCAGUCAGCGAGCUCUUCGAGUUGCACGGUUCACGAACAGCGGUCGUUUGAGCGGAAGGCAGAGGAGGAUGAUGGGAAAAAGCAGGCAGUAGUGGCGUGGCUGGGUGAGUUUCAGCUGCAGUUCUACACCACCCACUUCCUCACCGCGGGAUAUGAUCUAGACACCAUUAGCCGCAUGACCCCCGAGGACCUGACGGCAAUUGGGGUCAUGAAGCCUGGACAUCGAAAGAAGUUAACAUCAGAGAUCAGCAAGCUGCCCUCCACAGACUGGCUGCCAGACCACAAGCCUGCCAAUCUGGCGGACUGGCUGUCUCACCUGGGUCUUAGUCAGUACUAUCAGGUUCUGGUGCAGAACGGGUAUGAAAACAUUGACUUCAUCUCUGACAUCAGCCUCGAGGAUCUUCAAGAGAUUGGCAUCACUAAGCUUGGCCAUCAGAAGAAGCUGAUGUUGGGAGUGAGGAGACUGAAGGAGCUGCAGAGAGGAGAAAGUAGCUCUGAGCCCCCUCUGAGCCCCUCUACACCUCCAUCAAGUCCAGGUGGCAGCAGCGGUUCAGAGCCGAGGAGGGAGGUGAGGAAGCAGAGGGACGGAGCCCCCAGCCCACUGGCCAAACCUCGCCCAGGUAUCACACGUUCACAGACCCCUCCCCACACACCAACACAAACUCCCCCACAAACCCCUCCACACGGCCGCACCCAGCAGGCCUCCCCAAGGGCUCGGCCGCGUCCCUCCACCCAGAUGGCGGCAGCAGAUUCCAUACCGCUGCUCCGCCUGCCCAGCGAGGAGGAAGAGCGAAGGAGAACUCACAGUCUAAUUGGCUCAGAAUCAGACUCUAGAUAUGCCACAGUGUGCCGCAGCAGCUCUGCACGUACUCCCAAUGAUGUCACUGUUAACCGAAGCCAAUCAUCUGUCACCCUCCGCCCACGUCGGAAAGGUCGGCCCCCAACACCACCCAAAAGGUCCUGUUCUUCCAUUACUGGAGGAGACGGGGAUGGAGAGGGACAAGGGGAGGGGCUCCUCGGGCUGCCAACCUAUCGAGAGCGGCGAGCCAGUGAUUGCGGCAGCCUGGGAUCAGCUCUAAGAUCUCAGGGCUCAGCAGGCCUGGAGAGAUCAGAGGGGGCUUCUGGGAGUGUUCGCAGCCUUGCUGCUAUGCUGGAAACAUCCAUUGUGGGUGGGGCCAAAACCCUGCCGAGGAAUCUGGGAGGCAGCACCAACUACCUACAGGUGAGUCCGCCUACCCUUCGUCGCCAGUCAGGCGCAGGAGGUCUCGGAUCUGAGGACGAUGAUGUCUUAAGUCGGCGCAGGACCAUCAGUGGACCGGAAGGCCUCCCUGGUAGUCAAACUGACCUGUUACCACGGGAACCAGCCCUACAACGUCCAGAGCCCCGGCCGCGCUCCACCGUGGUCUCCUCAUCAUCGGAGAUCACGGACGGCACAGCAACGCUCCGAAGGAAGCCGCGUCCCCUGGCAACUGACUCUGAGGCACCUGCAUGUGUGGCUACCACUGUUGUGACCAUGACAACCGGCUCCGACACCAUACGCAGGAGACCACACACAUCUGAACACGCAGAAAGGGUCAUUCAAAGCAAUAACCAGUCAGACUUACCCAGCAGUCAAACAGACAGUAGCCGGAAAACUGAGAAAAGCGAGCCACAGCAGAACGGCGGAGUGGUCCUGAGGCGGAGGCCGGUGUCCGAGGUGUCCGAUAGGACGGAGACCAACAAAGAGAGCUGUGAGUGGAUGGAGGCCAGGAAGUCUCUGAAGCCGCCUGUCUCACCCAAACCGUCAACAGUCACCCUGAGGAAGGCACAAGCUGACCCCCCAACUCCGACCCGGAGGGUCCCCAUACCUGGGCCUGAUAAUACCGAGACAGCACAAAGCCCUGAGCCAAAGCGAGUUCCUCCUCCCGUGUCCCCAAAGCCCCGCGGGCCUCCUACAGCACCUAAACCAGGCAAAGCAAUAGUAACUUCAGCUACCAUGAGUCCGAGUCCUGCUGCUACCAGCCCAGCUGCAGCCAGCCCCACCCUGACUCCCAAGCCCUCCUCACCGCUCUCUGCCUCCGCCCCUCUUCCAGCUCCUGACACCCCUUCUGCUCCCUCCCUCUCUCCGGGACUCCCUCUCACUUCCUCCUCUCCGGCUCAGAGUCCCUCCACCCCUUCUCCACACCCUGUCAAACCACCCCGCUCCUCCAUCGCCGGUCUCUCCAUCGACCUGCUGGGAGGACGGGAAGUGGAGGAGGAGGAGGAAAGGAGGAGAGAGGAAGAGGAGAAGAGGAUGGAGCGCAAGAGGCACAAGGAGGGAGAGGAGAUGAAGAAAGAGAGAGAAGAAGAGAAUGUGAGAGAGGUGGAGGGUCAAGUAGAGGAAGUAAAGCCGCAGGAGGAGGUACAGCAUCGUUUGGAGGAAACCAGCGCCUCCUUGGCUGCAGCUGUGCAGGCUGUAGAACAUAAAAUCAAAGAGGAGGACGCUCAAAAUGACUCUCUUUCCAGCAAAAAGACAACAGUCUCCAUCUUGGAUGACAUCGGCAGCAUGUUUGACGACUUGGCAGACCAACUGGAUGCAAUGCUGGACUGAUCUCCUGCCAAUGUCCCAUUUCUACCAAGACCUUUUCCCGCUCUCCCCCAUCAUGUGUAGGUGUAUCAAGAAAACUCUCCCAAGGCUCGAUACUGGCGCUCUGAGAGUGAGUGAGUGUGUGUGUGUGUGUGUGUGUGUGUGUGUGUGUGUGUGUGUGGUGAAGAGUGUGUCCCUCCUGCAUGAGUGCUUCUCAUGUAGCCUUGUACAGCACACUGAGGAGGGAGUCCUCUUCGUGUGGUGCGGUAGCUCUGGUAUGCCUCCCAAUGCGAGGAGGCCGCUCCCACACAACCUCUGACCUCUGCAGCCCAGCGAGUCGCCACCGCUCAGCCUCAGAAGGCUGCGUGCAUCGAGAAGCACAAUCAUUUUCGUCAUCCUUGUAUCUCUACAGACUCUGGCAGAGAUCCUUACUCAGUCAGACAGGGAGACAGACAGAUAAGCAUAUUGCUUGCAAAAAUAAGCACAUAAACUGACUGACUGACUGACUGACAGACAGGCGGAUAGAUAGCUCCAUAGAUAGACAAGACGCAUACGGAUGAGGUACCCGAGAGAAUUUUUAAAAGCACAUGGACAGACUGGCCGCUUUCUGAGUCCGUCUCACUCCUGCGAUGUCAAAAAGGAAGCUUUUUUUUUUUUUUCCAAAUCAAUCAUAGCCUCUAUUUCUCUUCUGUGCGAGUGAAGGAUUGUGGUUAGUCGGACUUCCUGACCUGUGUGUUGUCCCUCUCCAUGUUGUUGUUGUUGCCGUUGUUGUUAUUGUUGCCGUUGUUGUCGUUACGAGUGUGUGUAGUCCCUGCUGAUGCUCACGUCAAUGUCCUCCCACUCGUUCAGUAGUUAUUCUAAUGAUCAGAACGACGAUAUAGAUGUGUGUCCAUGAACUUUGAGACACAAACAUAAACAUAAACACACACACACACACACACACACAAAUGCACAUUACAUUACAUUGGUUGUAAUCUCGCUGGUGUUCUGCUUUGUUGGUGUUUAGCUCCAUCUAUGGAGGUUUGUUUGGAAAUGAAUCUAGACAUUUACAUGCACAUCUUUACAUGCAAAGACACAUCCCGGUAUAUACAAGCACACUCAUGCGGUGUAUCCCUUUGUCCUGCUGCAGUGAACAGUGUUUUUAAAAGAUAAUCCUAUAUAUUUCAAUGCUUUAUAUAGUACAUCCAGUAUACAUACAUAGAGUUUAUAAUAUACCUGGGUAUUUGAGCUGUUAGAGCUCCCUCUAGUGUUGGUUAGUGAUACUGCCUCUAAUCUGCCCACCUUCAUCUUGUCCCCUGCCCACCUCCCCUCCCUUUUAUCUCCUUCUGUGUCUGUUUUGUUGACUCUGCAUCUCUCUGUGCCUUGGUACUGUUCUUUCAUAUUCUCAGUAUUUUUUUUUUUUUUGUCUCUUUUCUUUUUCUUGAUUUCCAGUCCAAAAUUUUUUUCUGGUUCCUUUCAAACCCUUGCUCCUUCUGUGUGCGUGUGUGUGACGUCAAAAGUAGCAUAUAGGUUGAGUUGUGAGUCCUGUAUGAUCCCUAAAAUCAAUCACCCUCUCUGCAGCCCCCCCCCCCCUUGUAAGCUGUAAUAAAUUGGCUCUGCUCCUCCUUCAGUGGUCCCCCAUGUAGGCCAAACAGUGGAUCAGCCACUCAACCACUGGUGUUCCCAAUGAAGAUUCUACUUGUAUUUUUAUGCUCUUUGAAAACAAAGAUAUAUUUGAGAGACAGAUGGUCCUAUGUGAAUAAAAAUAAUAAUGCUAAUAAUGCUAAUAAUAAUGAUAAAUAAUUAUAGACAUUGAAUUGAGGUGAGCUGAUUGAGCCUGUACAUUUAUGGUUGAGUUCUGGAUGUGAUGUGACGGCUGUUGUGCCAUGGUUGGGUUUAGGUUGUGUUUCUGCUGUGACGAUGCAUUCCUGUACAGCUGUGAUCAGAAUAAAUGUAUAAAUGAAAC
Scatophagus argus is the source of this 9447-nucleotide messenger RNA. Its product is annotated as caskin-1-like. Bases 3567 to 7526 code for a protein of 1319 amino acids. Gene Ontology annotation, molecular function: protein binding. The transcript has 21 exons. Lineage: Eukaryota; Metazoa; Chordata; Actinopteri; Scatophagidae. The record is from RefSeq and is a predicted model, not a curated record.